Messenger RNA from Menidia menidia (Atlantic silverside), 1914 nucleotides. The record is from the annotation of a GenBank genome assembly. NCBI's taxonomy places the organism in Eukaryota, Metazoa, Chordata, Actinopteri, Atheriniformes, Atherinopsidae.
AUGAACUCCCAGGAUCUGCCUGCCAAAGAUGCCUCGCUCACCGUUAAUGAGCAGGUGACAAGAUGUAUUCCCCUCGGCCCCUCCGUCAUCGUCAUGUCCGGCCAUGAGACCAUUCGGGUUCUAGAGGUGGAGGUCGACGCGUCUCUGCCGGCGUCGGUGCCCGACGGCAAGAGCGAGUGCAAGCCCGAGGAGGGGGGGGCUCAGGCUCCGAAGCAAGCCGAAGCCGGCGGGGGCCAGAACAGCCCCCCGGGGCCCCAGGGCAGCGGGGAAGCAGUGAUCGGCGAGCAGCAGAUGGUGUCGGUGGAAGCUCCGGCCUCUGCUGUCCAGGCCCUGAACCCGGGCGUUCCCAUCAGCAUGUCCCUGCACCAGCCGCAGGCCGCCAUGCCUCUCACUGUGCAGGGCUGCCCACAGGUGCUGACGCAGGAGAGUCUGGCCACGCUGAUGACCGGCAUGAUGGCUCAGACGGGCUCGCUGGGCCAGCCCCUGCUCAUCCCCGUCAACAUGGCCGGCUCCAUCGGCGGCCAGGGCGGCCUGGCCGUCCUCACCCUCCCCACCACCAGCGUGGCCACCCUCCCCGCUCUAGCAGCCGCCACCUCAGCUGGAAACCUCCUCAAACUGCCCUUCGCUGGCCUACAAGCCGCCACCGUGCUGAACUCCAUCCAGCCCCAGCUGCAGGCCAACGCGCAGGCGGUGUUCCAGCCUCAGGCGGUGCAGCAGCAGGGGACGGCUCAGGUCAGCGGCGUUCAGGUCAGCGGCGCUCAGGCCACGGCUGCCAGCACCACCGUGUCCCAGUCCAACAUAUCGGUGGCGGCGCUUCAGACGGCGGGACUGUCCAUCAACCCGGCCAUCAUCAACGCGGCUUCUUUGGGAGCGCAGCCCCAGUUUCUCAGCUCUCUGACCUCGGCCCCCAUCAUCAGCGGGGCCAUGUCGGGCAUGGCUGGCCUCACCAGUCAGAUCAUCACAAACGCCCAGGGACAGGUCAUAGGAACCCUCCCGCUGUUGCUGAACCCGGCCUCUCUGGCUGGAGGGGCCGGUUCCCCUCUCCCCCUCCAGGGCCUCCAGGUCCAGACCAUCACUCCCCAGCUGCUCCUCAAUGCCCAGGGCCAAAUCAUCGCCACCGUGGGGAACGCGCCAGCCGCCGUGGCGACCUCCGCCGCCGUCCUGCCCAAAACCUCUCCGCCUCUGACGCUGAACAAAGCCGCCACACAGGCAAGGAAACGCAAACGGCUUCUCCUUAUCGCACUGUUAAAGAAAAAUAUCCUGGAUUUUGUUCUCGAGUGUGCUUCAGCCACGCCCGCCACUCAGUCGCCGGUGGUCAUCGCGCCGCAGCCGACCGCGCUGAAGCCCUCCGCGCCGUCCAUCACGUGCGGGGACGUGGCCAAAGUGGGCCAGCUGGUCAGCAAACCCCAGCAGACGGCGGGCGGCGAGGAGGGCAUCAAUCUGGAGGAGAUCCGCGAGUUUGCCAAGAACUUCAAAAUCCGACGGCUGUCCCUGGGACUGACCCAGACGCAAGUGGGGCAGGCCCUCACCGCCACGGAGGGGCCGGCCUACAGCCAGUCUGCCAUCUGCAGGUUCGAGAAGCUGGACAUCACCCCAAAGAGCGCUCAGAAGCUGAAGCCGGUGCUGGAGAAGUGGCUGGCCGAGGCCGAGCACUGGAACCAGAAGGGCCAGCAGAACCUGAUGGAGUUCGUCGGGGGCGAACCCUCCAAGAAACGCAAGCGCCGCACCAGUUUCACGCCGCAGGCCAUAGAGGUGUUGAACUCGUACUUCGAGAAGAACGCCUUGCCCACGGGCCAAGAGAUCACGGAGAUCGCGCGCGAACUGAACUACGACCGAGAGGUGGUGCGCGUGUGGUUCUGCAACCGGCGGCAGACGCUGAAGAACACCAGCAAGAUCAACGUCUUCCAGGUUUAG